Messenger RNA from Clupea harengus (Atlantic herring), 2026 nucleotides. Its product is annotated as ATP-sensitive inward rectifier potassium channel 11-like. Gene Ontology annotation, biological process: regulation of monoatomic ion transmembrane transport; potassium ion import across plasma membrane. Lineage: Eukaryota; Metazoa; Chordata; Actinopteri; Clupeiformes; Clupeidae. Gene Ontology annotation, cellular component: plasma membrane. The record is from RefSeq and is a predicted model, not a curated record. Gene Ontology annotation, molecular function: ATP-activated inward rectifier potassium channel activity.
AGCUAUUAAAUAAAAUACAUGUCUACUGCACUUAUAAUAUGUGGUUACUGUCACUUCUCGCGCGUUUCCCUUUAAAAGUGAGGAAGCAGAGGUAGGUUGUUGGAUAUGAUUUCAGUCAGCACCUCAGAUGGCUCAAGUACAAGCUCGGCUGAUAUGCAAAAAGACACGCUCUGCAAGGCAGGUCGCACCGACCGCAGAAGAUUUCAUAGUUUUCUCUACAAGUUCACUACAAGUGCGAGAGGCGUCUUUUCAGUGGACUACAGGCACCGACAAAAAUAUUGAAGUGGACAUUUGAGAAUUCCCAAACCUGCGCACUCCUCACUUGCCUUUGGAGAGGCACGCAUAGUUUCAGAGGACAUGACUACACUUUUAUUUGUCAGCGGUCACUUGGAUGAACAAGUUCGUUCGAGAGUUAUCCACAGUUGGAGACACACUGCGAGCUUUAUUAAGUCGCACUUCUCUUCCUUGCGCAAACUGCAUUCCAAGUUUCUGCUUCUUAUAAUUUGUCGCCAUGUUAUCAAGAAAGGAUCUCAUUCUAGACGAUUUUGUUUUGACUCGAUUGGCAGAGGACGUCUUUCAUCCAAGGUUCAGCGAAGCGAAGAAAAGGAAAGUGAGAUUCGUUGACAAGAAUGGGACUUGUAAUGUUGCUCACACGAACAUAAGAGAACAAGGACGCUUUUUGCUAGACGUCUUCACUACUUUAGUCGACCUAAAAUGGUUACAUACUCUUUUGAUAUUUACAAUGUCAUUUCUGUGCAGUUGGUUAUUGUUCGGCAUGAUUUGGUGGCUAAUUGCUUUUGCACAUGGAGACUUGGACCAGAAAGGAGACGAUUUUAUUCCGUGCGUCACGAGUAUUCAUUCCUUCGCCUCUGCUUUCCUAUUCUCAAUCGAAGUGCAAGUAACUAUUGGUUUUGGCGGACGCAUGAUCACCGAAGAGUGCAUCUCCGCAAUUGUUGUACUUAUUAUCCAGAAUAUAGUGGGUUUGGUUGUUAACGCAAUUAUGUUAGGCUGCAUUUUCAUGAAGACGGCGCAAGCCAACCGGCGAGCGGAGACGCUGAUUUUCAGCAAACACGCGGUCAUAUCUAUUCGGAAUAAUAAACUGUGUUUCAUGGUUCGCAUUGGAGACCUUCGGAAAAGCAUGAUCAUAAGCGCAUCUGUCAAGAUGCAAGUAAUUAGAAAGAACACCACGCUAGAGGGGGAAGUGAUUCCUCUCAAUCAAAUAGACAUUGAAUUAGACAAUUGUUCGAAUGGCAUCUUUCUUGUUUCACCUCUUAUCAUCUCUCAUGUGAUUGAUAAAAACAGUCCUCUGUAUGAUUUAUCAGAAAUCGACCUGCAAGAAGAGAACUUAGAGAUUGUUGUUCUUUUAGAGGGUGUGGUUGAAACCACUGGUAUCACAACACAAGCAAGAACGUCUUAUCUGUCAGAUGAGAUUUACUGGGGGCACAGAUUCCUCCCCAUCGUGAGUGAAGAGGAGGGAGUAUAUGCUGUGGAUUACUCGAAAUUCGGCAACUCGGUGAAAGUGCCUACGCCGAGUUGCAGUGCCAAAACAAUGGACGAAGGGGGAGUUUCUUUCCGACUCAAAAGGGGCGAGACAUUUCGGAGUACUGUCAGACGUCGACCUCAAAGUGUUACUGAGGAUACCCUAAACUGUUAACCACAACUUUCGAGGAUCAGUGAUGACUGGAACGUUUUGUGUGCCAAGGCAGAAUUCGAAGCCUCUUCUUGGAGGUAGUCUACUUGUUGCAUGACAUGGGUGAUUUCCCUGUUGUUAGUACUUGAACUUGUCGGUUUACAAAUUGAGUUACUUAUAUGUUAAUACGGGAUGCAACUGAUGUCUUGUGUCUGAAUCAGGGCAUAAAUGUGGAAGCCUGCUGGAUUUUUUGAUUCCUGAAAGACUGCUUGUCUCAUUUGUUUAUUUUUUCCCCCAAGAUUUUUUUCUUGUCAGGACUACCAUUAUAAAGCUUGUAAAAAAAAAAAAAAAAAAAAAAAAAAAAGUUUCUCAGCUAUAGAGUAAGGGAAGUGUAAG